Messenger RNA from Motacilla alba alba, 3689 nucleotides. It is a transcript of the gene CARD8, whose product is annotated as caspase recruitment domain family member 8. Bases 677 to 2275 code for a protein of 532 amino acids. Gene Ontology annotation, cellular component: THO complex part of transcription export complex. Gene Ontology annotation, biological process: mRNA export from nucleus; regulation of DNA-templated transcription elongation; signal transduction. The record is from RefSeq and is a predicted model, not a curated record. NCBI's taxonomy places the organism in Eukaryota, Metazoa, Chordata, Aves, Passeriformes, Motacillidae. The transcript has 15 exons. Gene Ontology annotation, molecular function: protein binding.
CCGGUGCUGCCCAGCCCGGUGUUUAUCUGCCGUGCCGUUAUCGCGCUCGGGGAGCGCGGUGCCCGUUCCUGGCCGCGGUGGAUGGUUGAAGUUCGUGGCCGCGGUGGAUGGUUGCCGUUCGUGGCCGCGGUGGAUGGUUGCAGUUCGUGACCGCAGUGUAUGGUCGCCGCUCGCUGCCCGCCCGCCUGGGCGCUGCUGUUGUUGUUUCUUUUUCCCCCCCGCUCCUCCCCGCCCCGUGUGUGCGCUCCCUGCCAGCGCGGGAGGAGGGAAAUGCAGCUGGAGGGCUUGGAGAGAAGCGGGUUAGCAAGCCAGCACUUGGUGGAAGGGUUGAAGGGUUGCACAAACACUGCCGGCCCUGGAGAGCAUCCAGGCUUCGUCCGAAUCCUCCAGAUAAAUACAUUUACUCUUUUUUUUCUUUUUUUUUUUUCUCCAAGAUACGCUUUGCAAGAGCAAACUGUUGUGUAAUUCCUUGUGGGGGAAAAGCUUUCCCACUUCUUCCUGCCCUUGGCCCAGAAAGUUUUGCAGCCCCUUUGCUUUGCCAGGACCCCGCAGCUGGCGUCGCUUCCCUGAGCUCCUCAGGAAUCCUCACUCUUUGAUUUUCCUGCCUCUGCCAUUCCCAUCGAUUUAUUCCUUUUCCGAUGCCGUGGCUGAGGGCCCUGGUGUGGCCCCCCUGGUGAUGCCCGCUCAUCCCAGACGUGCUCCAGGAGCUCCCAGGGUGGCCAAAAUCAGCCCCCAGAGCCGAGCAGCUCCCGCACCUCGGCCCCACCACCCCCAGCAUCUCUGGGACUGCACUGCCACCUUCACACCUCCCGGGGCAGAGUCCCUCUCCUCCGACGAAAAAGAGGUGACCCCCAAUGGCAUGGAGGGAUCGGGAUCGGGAUCGGGAUCGGCCGAGGAGCAGCCCGAGGGAGAAGCCAGUUCUGAGGACAGCUCCAGCAGCAGCUCGGAAGAGGAGUCAGAUGAAGAACAGGAGGAGAAGGAGCCCCCACCUUACUGCAAUGAGUCAGGAGGGAGCUGCUUGCCACCCUGUGAGCACUGCAGGAAUGAAAAUGACCAGAAGGAGCAAGUGACCCCCAGGAGACUUGCUGGAGGACAAUUCAUGGUGCAGCUGGACGCCGAGGGCUCCUACCAGUGCAGCAGCACCGGGCUGAUUUUCGAGGUGACGGGCGCCGCCAGGAUCACCUACUCGCUGCUCUCCUGGAGCAAGUACGCGCGGCUGGUGCAGCGGCCCUGGAUCGUGGGGGGGCCCCUGUUCGACGUGCGCUGCUCGGCGCCCGCCGCGCUGCUCUCCAUCCACUUCCCGCACUGCCUCUGCCUGGGGGAUCACGGGGCUGGCGUGGCCUUCAAGGUGCUGCACAUCAAGGGCGGCGGCGCGGCCAUCGAGCCCUCGGCCGAGUUCUCGGCGUCGCACGUCAAGUGGGUGGUGAGCUCCCUGUCCCCCGUGGGACCCCUGAUCCACAGCCAGCAGCCCCUGCAGUACCACGGGGCUGUCAUCCUCUACAAAGCCAUCGACGAGCACCCCUCCCUGUCCUUCUGGGUCUACCUGGCCACCAACAACGACUCCUUCAUCAAGGAUAUCUCAAAGGCUGUAAAACACUCGAAAAGGAAAUUUGUUCAGAUUGAAAAGCCCCCUGUAUGCCAAAAAUUACUGCAGGAAGGAAAGAAGUACAGACUGAUCUGUGAGCCAGAGGCUGAAAUCACUCCUGAGGAGAUCGAAUUUGUUGAUGGGUCACUGCUGAAGCUGAAGAGUUACUUCGAGGUGUACUUGGAGAAGCCUGAUGACUUCACCUUGUCCCUGGUGGAGCAGGACUCGGAUGAGACCGUCUGGAAAGCCAAGCUGAGGGAGAGGGACUGGAUCCACUAUGACCAGAACAAGAACGAGCAGAAGAGGAGCACAGGCAGUGUGAAGAGGAGGAAGCCAGCCCUCAACAUCCUGGAGGAAGAGGGGCUCCACUGCAAAAAGCAAAAAACUGGCGGCACUGCAGAUGGAACGGGAGCAAAAAGCUUAUCAGACAAACAGCUGCUGGUGAUCGCCAAGCUGCUGGACCGGCACUGGAGGGAGGUGGCCAUCGAGUGUCUGCAGAUGGAGAUGAAGGACAUCGAUGACAUCCGGGCCAUGGAGCAGGACGUGACCAUGCAGAAGCUCCAGGUGCUGAGGAAGUGGAGAGACAGGGAGCAGGACCACGGAACUGCAGAGGCUUUGCAGAGGAGCCUGGGGGAAAAGGCCACCUGCGAGAUCCUGCAGGCGCUGCAAGGUUUCCUGGCUCAGAGCUGAGCCAGCUGGAGGAGGAGGAGGAGGAGGAGCUUCCCAAUCCAACCAUUCUGCUCCCCUGGGAUCCUGCUGGGACUCAGGAAUGUUCCUGGUGGGAAGUUCAGGCAGGAUCCUCCAGAGAACCGUGAAUGGAAUUUGGUGUGGGUAGGAGCCACUUCCAAGGCUUUCAGGAGAGGUGGAUCCCAGAAUCCUGGGCUUCACCCUCAGGGAAAGCCACUCCAGGAGGACACCAACACUGGGAGAAGCCACUUGAUCUUUUUCAUCAGCUGGAAAAGAUUUUUAUUUCCAUCAGGGAAAAACAGGGAGAAGAAUUCCCCUGGAAACUUUCAUCCCCUUCCAAAAACCCACUGAACUGCCAGAAUCGUGAGGUGCAUUGGAUUUCUCAUGGAUCAGGGAAGAGGAAUCCAAAACUUGUACCAAAUUCCUUUGCAUAAUCACUGUAUAUAUGGAAUUAUUGUACAGAUCCUGGGCAUCCAGUCCUUGGUAAGCUGUGGUUCUGCUUCCUGAGAUUCCCAGGGAUGGGAACACCACUGUGAACUCCAGGCAGCUCCGAAUUUCCCCAUGGAAUUUCUUCUUCCCUCUUUUCUGUAUAGCUUGUCUCCAUUUUCUACAUGUGUAAUUCUUUUUUUUUUUUUUUUUUUAUGAAAAAUUUUUAUACUUCUUUUUGUAAUUUUUUUUUUACUUGAUUUAUUCGAACUUGGAUAGAAUUUAGGUGCUUAAAAUGUGAGGAGCCGAAAUGCCUGUGCUGCAGGAUUGGAAAAAAAAAUGGGGAAAAUGGAAUUUGCAGAAGAUAGGAGUGACCAGAUCCAGGAUUGUCUUGUUUUUAAGGCUGUGGGAUACUUGGGAUCAUCUUCCUCUGUGUAUGUUUGGGAAAGGAAAACAUACUUUUGAAAAAUAAGGAUUAAACAGGAAAAAAUUCCUUAAUUUCCUUCUGAAUUUUGAUUUUUGUUUUGGUUGGAUGAAGUGUUGGGAAGUUGUUGAUUUCCUGGGAAGAGGAGGAGGAGGAUGGAAGUUGUUCCUCAGCCUCUGGAAAAAGCUGGAGGUGCCACCAAAGGGGUUUUUUGGGAUGGAAAUCCCAAAAUCUCCCAUCCCAUUCCAACCUCUGCCAGGGGCAGGGGCACCUUCCCUAUUCCAGGUUUUUCCAAGAGGGAAACUUGGAUUUUGAGACCAAUUACAAGGAGGUGCCUUCCCGUGCCAGCAAUAUCCAAAGUGCUUCAAAGGAUCCAUGGUGGAUCCCAAGGGACAAAAAAAUCACCGUGGUUUUGAAGGAAACCUUGAUUUUAUUAGGCAAUAAAUAGAAUAAAUAGGGAAUAUCAUAAAUAAAUCAUGGGCUAGAAUGGAAUAUCAUCAUAAAUAAAUCAGGGAAUAGAAUGGAAUAUCAUAAAUAAAUCCAGGAAUAUUGUCAUAAAUAAAUCAA